Molecule: messenger RNA, 3514 nt
Organism: Amphibalanus amphitrite
Lineage: Eukaryota; Metazoa; Arthropoda; Thecostraca; Balanomorpha; Balanidae
Product: transcription initiation factor TFIID subunit 4-like
Exons: 13
Coding region: 21-2699 (892 amino acids)
Biological process (GO): DNA-templated transcription; transcription initiation at RNA polymerase II promoter
Cellular component (GO): transcription factor TFIID complex
Molecular function (GO): RNA polymerase II general transcription initiation factor activity; protein heterodimerization activity; DNA binding
Source: RefSeq, a predicted model, not a curated record
GUAGUAGGGCAGGUGGGAAAAUGGCGGCGGGUGGGUCGCUCGACGAUCUCUUGAACAGUAAAGUGGACGAAAGGGCAUUUUCUGCACUGGUUGGUACAUUGGAGGAUCAAUUGUACUCUGGACAAGCCCAGGGCACAGUGACAACUACAGCGAGUGGUGUUAUUCCACGGAACAAUGCUGCACCGGUGGUCAGUUUGUCCAGCGCCGUGCCUGCGGACGGUCGCGUGCCAGCGAACGGCGCACAGCAUGUGGUUUCAACUCCUCAAAGUGACAGUAAACCUGUUUCUCUGAAUGUCCCCAGAAGUGUGGCUGUCAGUAGCGCUGGCCCUAGAAGUGCUUCUGUUCUCAGCCAAGCAGGUGUCAUACAAACUGCUCACUUCCCCGCCAGCGGUCUCAGCACGGCCGCUGGCGCGGGGAAUGCGCCUGGUGCUGUGAACAAUGCUAGUGCUAUGAAAAUAGUGCAAACUGCUGUGACGCAAGCAUCAGCAUCUGCCAGUAGAACCUACACCAUCAACAGCACUAGCUUGCCAAAUGGCUCUACAAGCAGUGCGCAAAGUGUGAUAACGAAUGGUAAACAGAGUAUGACAGUAGGUAACAAAGUGGUAAAUGUAGCACAGACCUCGAGUGCUCCCACUGUAAUAACAGUGAACAGACCUGCAAAUGUGGCUGCCCAAGGAGUUCCUGUUGCCACUAACCCUUCAGUGGCUAGUGGGGUUCAAAUCCUCAAUGUCAGCCAGACGCGAACUCAGACACCUGGUGUCCAAGGGCAAAAGACCCUUGCACCUCGUGUUUUGCUGUCCCCACAAGUUGUCAACAGAGCAGCACAGCCAGGACAGCCGAUCACCCUGCAGACCCUGCAGAGUCUGCAGGGCUCCGGCUCGGGACACCUGCUGGUUAAGACAGAGAACGGCCAGCUGAAGCUGAUUCAGCUGCCGGUCCAGGGCGCCAACACCUCCACCGCUGUCUGCUUUGUGGGCACAGCCACCACCUCCACACCCAAUAUGUACAAGUCGGUGGCGGUCAGCAGCGCAGCCGGCGGCGGCGGCGUCUCGGCGGCGGCGCCGCAGCAGCGGCCGGCGCCCGCGCCGCGACACCCGCACGCGCCGCACGGCCACCAGCUGCCCACCAUUUACAAGAGCCCCGUGCAGGCGGCGGCCACCCCGCGCUCCGCCACGGCGGUGGCCGUGACGGCGGCGGCCAGCCCGGCGCCGGCGGCCGCGCCCGCGCAGACCGCAGCGCAGAGCACAGCCCAGCCGCAGGGAGCCAUGGCGCCCGACACGGCCAAACAAAAGUGCCGCAACUUCCUGGCCACGCUGCUGCGGCUGGCCAAGGACCAGCCGGACUCUGUGGCGCGCAACGUGCGCAUGCUGAUCCAGAGCCUGAUCGACGGCCGCACCGAGCCGGAGACGUUCACCACGCGGCUGCAGCAGGAGCUCAACUCGUCGCCGCAGCCCUGCCUGGUGCCCUUUCUCAAGAAGAGCCUGCCGUUCCUGCGCCAGUCGCUGUUCAGCCGUGAGAUCACCAUCGAGGGCGUCAAGCCGCCGCCCUCCUCGGCGCUCUCGGCGGCCCCUGUGGCCGGCGCCGUGCCCGUUAUGCAGGUGCAGCGGCCGGCGGCGGCGGCGGCGCGGCCGGCCGGCGCGGCUGCUGCCGGACGCACGGUGACGGCGGCCGUCUCUGCCACGGGCGCGGCCGGCUCGGCGGCCGGCCACCAGGUGCGCCUGGUGACCGGCGCCGGCGCCCAGCCGCGCAACGUCUCGGCCGGUCACCCAGCGCUGCUCGGCAUACAGCCAUCGGCCACCAAGGUGGUUCGCUCUCCGGCGGUGACGGCCGCCUCCGCCGCCUCCCCCGCGGCAGUGGGCACCGUCUCGGGCAUCACCGUCAACCGGCAGCCAACCCCGUCCGCCGUCCGGCAGAACAAGAAACUCAACUUCAAGUCGUCGACGUUCGAGUCGGGUCAGGAUGACGACAUAAACGACGUGGCGGCGAUGGGCGGGGUGAACCUGCAGGAGGAGUCGCAGCACAUCCUGGACGGCACCGAGUACGUGGGCACCCAGAUCCGAUCCGUCAAGGACGAGACCUUCCUGCCCAGCGCCGCCCUCCAGCUGAAAAUCAGACGAAUCGCGAUGCGCCACGGUCUGGAGGAGCCCGGCGCGGACGUUGUGGCGCUGGUGUCGCACGCCACUCAGGAGCGGCUCAAGACGCUGCUCGAACAGGUGGCCAUCAUCGCCGAACACCGCAUGGAGGUCGUCAAGUCGGAGCCGGGCUACGACGUAUCGCGGGACGUGCGAGGACAGCUGCGCUUCCUCGAGGAGCUCGAUAAGCUGGAACAGAAACGACACGAGGAGACGGAGCGCGAGAUGCUGCUCAGGGCCGCCAAGAGCCGCUCCAAAACGGAGGACCCCGAGCAGGCCAAACUCAAGGCCAAGGCAAAGGAGAUGCAGCGAGUGGAGAUGGAGGAGGUGCGGCAGCGCGAGGCUAACAUUACGGCCCUGAUGGCCAUCGGUCCGAGGAAGAAGCCGCGGCUGGAGGGAGACGCGCCCGCCGGGGACGGCGCCACUGUGACCGGCCAGCUCAGCCAGAGACAGAUUCCGGUCCGGCCGCGGGUGAAGCGGGUCAACAUCCGCGACCUGCUGUUUGUGCUGGAGCAGGAGCGCGGCCUGCAGCGGUCUGAGCGGCUCUACCAGCUGCUACACAAGUAGCCCCGCCCGCCGCGCCGGCCCUGGCGUGUUCUAGCGCCCGUUGUUACUGCCUCGGUGCCCCGGCGCCCGCCCCGCCCCGCCCCGUCCGCACGGACCCGUGGACGACGGAGACGGACGGACGGACGCGCUGUUUGGACCGGAGAGGUGCAAGUGUGUGAGCGUGUGUGAGCGGAGUCUGAUCGCCGGACAGUCACGUGUAUUUUUAUCAGCGGUUGUUGGUUUUGCUUGUGUAUGUGAUAACGGGCUGCGUGUGCCCGUCGAUGUUUUCACGCGGCCGCCCCCGCCCCCGCCCCCGCCCGCUCCCACCCCCGACUGGUCGGCUGAGGUCUCUGGCUCCCGCCCCACGCAUAGGCUUUCGUCUUCCGUUCUCUCGGCCUUGUUGGUCCAUCGGCGAGCGCUUGGCGCCACUUGUGCGCCGCUCGCGCGCCCUCCCGCCGUUUUCGGAGCCGCGCCGGCCGGCAAACGCAAGUACAAACCGACCCGCCGGCCGGCCGGCCGGUGCCGCCCCCUCCUCCCGCCCCGCCCCGCCCCGCCCCCGCCCCGGCGCUGGCACGUGGCUGCGAGUGUGUGAGUGUGUGCGCGUGUGGUAAUAGCCCGUCGCGGGCCCGUUAAAGCACUGUACAUACGACAUAUUCGCCUUCACUCGCGCUGCGCCGCGUCCAUGGGCGGCGGCCGGCCCGGGGCGGGGGCGGCGCGCGCCGGCCGCCCCCGCCCGCGCGCCGCCGCCGCCGCCGCCGCCCGCCUGUUUUUACCCACUAUCACGCCCGGCGCGUCAGUGAUUGAAACAUGAGAAAUAAUAGAUAACUAUGGGAGAC